CCCAGGCCGCCGGGUGCGCGCCGGCGCCUGCGCAGUGACCUCCGAGCGCCGCGACGGGAAUGGCGGCCGUUUUGGAGUCGCUGCUGCGAGAGGAGGUCUCGGUCGCAGCCGCCGUGCGCUGGAUCGCGCGCAGCUUCCAGAGUUCUGAGGAUGACCCGGCAGAGGCGGCCGCCCUCCGCUCGCUCCAGCCGCUGCGGAAGGAAUUCGUGCCGUUCCUGCUGAACUUCCUGAGGGAACAGAGCGGCCGCGUCCUUCCGCAGGGCCCCCCAACCCCGGCCAAGGCCCCGGGCUCCUCGGCAGCGCUGCCCGGGAGGCCGGGGGGCCCGGCGCGGGGCGGCCGCGGGGCGCGCAGCCAGCUGUUCCCGCCGAUGGAGCCCGCGAGCUCUGCCGAAGCGCCUCUGGCCCGCCGCGGGGGCAGGAGGCGGGGCCCGGGGCCGGCCCGCGAGCGUGGAGGCCGCGGCCCCGGGGGCCCGGAGGAGGGAGCCGGCGCGGAGAGCCUGCCCUGGACCGGGGCCCGGAGGCCGAGGGGCCCGGGCAGCCCCGUCAGCCCCGCGCACCGCGAUCCGCCCAACCUCAGCAACCUGGAGGAGUUCCCUCCCGUAGGCUCGGUACCCCCCGGCUCGGCAGGCAGGACGAAGCCAUCCCGCAGGAUCAACCCAACACCGGUGAGCCAAGAGCGGUCUCUCUCCAAACCCAAGACAUGCUUCACCUCACCCCCCAUCAACUGUGUCCCCAGUUCCCAACCCUCAGUCCUGGACACUAGCCCUUGGGGCCAUGGCCUCCCCCCAGGGUGCAGAAGUCUGCAAGAGGAGCGGGAGAUGCUCAGGAAAGAGCGCUCUAAGCAGUUGCAGCAGUCACCUACCCCCACCUGUCCCACUUCAGAGUUGGGGUCUCCUCUCCCCAACCGGACAGGAAACCUUACAGCUGAACCCGCUGACCCUGCGAGAGUAUCUUCCCGCCAGCGCCUGCAGCUGGUAGCCCUGGUCUACUCUAAGUGCAUAACAGAGAACCUGGUACCAAACCUCUUCUUGGAGCUUUUCUUCAUCCUUCAGCUGCUUACUGCCCGGAGGAUGGUGGGCACCAAGGACAGUGAGCCUGAGCCGAGUCUAGGAGCCUCCGAGUCCCUGGAAAGCCCACUGUUCCAGAAUGUCCAUGACUGUGUCUUCUUUGCAGUGCAGGUUUUGGAGCAUCAGUUUCAAGUUCUUUCCUACUUGGAUAAAGGGACCUUGAAGCUAUUAGCUGAAAAUGAGCGGCUGCUGUGUUUCUCUCCAGCACUGCAAGGCCGCCUUCGUGCUGCCUAUGAGGGCAGUGUUGCUAAGGUCUCUCUGGCAGUGCCACCUUCUGCUCAGGCUGUCUCCUUCCAGCCAGAAACUGACAACCGUGCCAACUUUUCCAGUGACCGAGCCUUUCAUACUUUUAAAAAACAGAGAGAUGUGUUUUAUGAGGUGCUGCGAGAAUGGGAAGAUCGCCAUGAGGAACCUGGCUGGGAUUUUGAGAAGGGUUUGGGCAGCAGGAUCAGAGCCAUGAUGGGUCAGCUCUCUGCAGCCUGCAGCCACAGCCAUUUUGUUCGACUUUUCCAAAAACAGCUUCUCCAGAUGUGUCAGGGUCCAGAUGGUACAGGGGGCCCUGUCUUGGGCGAGGCUCCCGAUGUGCUAAAUAUGCUUGGCGCUGACAAGCUGGGGCGGUUGCGGCGUCUCCAGGAAAGACUUGUGGCUCCUCAGAGCAGUGGGGGGCCCUGCCCACCCCCUACCUUCCCAGGCUGCCAAGGCUUCUUCAAGGACUUCAUCCUGAGUGCCAGCAGCUUCCAGUUUAAUCAGCAUCUCAUGGAUAGUCUAAGUUUGAAGAUCCGGGAGCUCAACAGCCUCGCCUUACCUCAGCCUGAGCCUAGUGAUGAAGACGGGGACUCAGACGUGGACUGGCAGGGUGAACGAAGACAAUUUGCUGUGGUGCUACUCAGCCUGAGACUUCUAGCUAAAUUCCUGGGUUUUGUGGCAUUCCUGCCCUACCGGGGGCCUGAACCACCCCCAACUCGGGAGCUCCAGGACUCUCUUCUGGCCCUCAGGAGCCAGGCGCCCCCUGCCCUGGAUGUGCGGGCCCUGCUCCAGCAGGGGCUGCAAACCCGCCGGACAGUGCUCACAGUACCCUGGUUGGUGGAGUUCCUAUCUCUGGCUGACCACAUCGUGCCCUUGCUGGACUAUUACCGCAGCAUCUUCUGUCUCCUGCUCCACCUGCAUCGGAGCUUGGUCUUGUCGAAGGAAAGUGAAGGAGAGAUGUGUUUCCUCAACAAGCUGCUGCUGCUUGCUGUCUUAGGCUGGCUCUUCCAGGAGCCACAAGGCAGGAAAAAUGCCAGGUGUGAGGUGCUGACACUCUGCCCUACCCUGCCCUCAUCUCACCAGAUCCCUACAGUUCCCGAGGACUUGUUCUUUCUGGAAGAGGGUCAGAUGGACACCUUUGAAGUGGACACAGUAGCAGCAGAGCAUGGCUUGGAUGGCAUGCCCGUAGUGGAUCAGCACCUGCUCUACACCUGCUGCCCCUACAUUGGAGAGCUUCGGAAACUGCUGGCUUCCUGGGUGUCUGGCAGCAGCGGGCGGAGUGGGGGCUUCAUGAGGAAAAUCACCCCUACCACCACCACUGGCCUGGGCACCCAGCCUCCCCUGAGCACCCAGGGGCUUCAGGCCCAGCUCGCAGAAGCCUUUUUCCACAACCAGCCUCCCUCCCUGCGCAGGACCGUGGAGUUUGUGGCAGAGCGAAUCGGCUCCAACUGUGUCAAACAUAUCAAGGCCACACUGGUGGCAGAUCUGGUGCACCAGGCCGAGUCGCUUCUUCAGGAACAGCUGGUGUCACAGGGACAGGAAGGGGGUGAUCCAGCCCAACUGUUGGAGAUUUUGUGUUCCCAGCUGUGCCCCCAUGGGGCCCAGGCACUGACCCAAGGGCGGGAGUUCUGCCAGAAGAAGAGCCCUGGUGCCGUGCGGGCGCUGCUUCCCGAGGAGACCCCUGCCGCUGUUCUGAGCAGCGCAGAGCACAUUGCUGUGGGGCUUGCAACAGAGAAAGCCUGUGCUUGGUUGUCAGCCAAUAUCACAGCACUGAUCCGGAGAGAGGUGAAAGCUGCAGUGAAUCGCACACUCCGAGCCCAGGGUCCAGAAGCAGCUGUCCAGGGGGAGCGGAGGGGCUGCUCCCGUGCCUGUGAGCACCGCGCUUCCCUCCCCUCCCACCUCAUCUCCGAGAUCAAAGAUGUGCUUGCUUUGGCCACUGGGCCCCGGGACCCUGAGGAGGGAGUUUCUCCAGAGCACCUGGAGCAGCUCUUGGACCAGUUAGGCCAGAUGCUCCAGUGCCGCCAGUUUCUAUGCCCACCAGCUGAGCAGCAUCUGGCAAAAUGCUCUGUGGAGCUAGCGUCCCUCCUUGUUGCUGAUCAGAUUCCUAUCCUGGGACCCCCACCACAGCACCGGCUGGAGCGUGGGCAGGCCCGAAAACUCCUGCAUAUGCUGCUUUCCUUGUGGAAGGACAAUUUUCAGGUGCUGGUUCCACUUCAGCUACUGCUAAGCCCAAGAAACGUGGGGCUUCUGGCCCACACUCGGCCAAGGGAGUGGGACCUGCUGCUGUUUUUGCUCCGGGAGCUGGUAGAGAGGGGUCUGAUGGGACAGGUGGAGAUAGAAGCCUGCUUGGACAACCUCCGUGGGGCCCAGUGGCCUGAGGAUUUCUCAGAAGAACUUGCCACUUUGUUCAACCUGUUUCUAGCUGAACCCCACAUGCUAGAACCACAACUAAGAGCCUGUGAGCUGGUACAGCCAAAUCGGGAGACUUUGCUGGCCCAAAGCUAGGACUUGGAAAUGGCCCUAGCUUGGGCAUCUCACCAGCCCCAUUUGCCUGCCUCAAGUGCCCACCGCUGACCCUUGUGAGUCUGCAGUCUAGGCUGCAAGGGAGUCUUGCCUGGUUCAGAAUUAUGGUGGACAAGCCUAGGACUCCAGAGUCCUGCAACGGAAGAAUUGGCAGUUAUCACUUGGAUACUAAGUGGAAUGAUGUGUUGGGCUUUGAGCCCUAUUUGCUGCUAUUCCAGCAUUGAAUAAAACAGUGGUUCAGGAAAUCAUGACAGAGACAACUUCUGCUUAUCUGCUUGUAAGUAAAAUAUGAACCUUGGAAGUCUCCUGUCCUGACAGACUGGCUCUCCGGUGCAGGCAGCAGCCCAGCUCCACCCAGGAGCCACAUGAGAACUUCAGAGCUUUUUAAAAUAAACUCUUUUCUUUACCAGGG
Messenger RNA from Sorex fumeus (smoky shrew), 4248 nucleotides. It is a transcript of the gene CDAN1, whose product is annotated as codanin 1. The transcript has 28 exons. Gene Ontology annotation, cellular component: nucleus. Gene Ontology annotation, biological process: chromatin organization. The record is from RefSeq and is a predicted model, not a curated record. Lineage: Eukaryota; Metazoa; Chordata; Mammalia; Eulipotyphla; Soricidae. The coding region runs from base 60 to 3818 and encodes 1252 amino acids.